GAGAGCGAGAGAGAGAGGUUCAGUGUUCAUAGUGAGUGCGCGAGGACGCAAGUUGGAGUUUGAACAGAAUAACACACAUCCUUGGAACAGCGCCACCACCACAUCAGCUUUUUCCUUCAAACCGUUCCGGUUCUUGUUCCAGAUCGUCCCGUGUUCCCGUGUUAUCUUUUCUUCUUUCCGGCCUGGAACAUUCGCCAACCGGUGUCUGGUUUAAGUUUUGACGUCAUCCCAUCUGCGUAUGGUCAUACAGUCAGCAUGCAGAACUAUUGGCACCCUUUAAGAGAGCAGGAGUAGAGUGAGGACAUAAAAAAAGAGAGGAAAGACAGGAUUUCAUCAUGCGUAAGGCAGGACAGAGGAAUGUCCAGGAGCGAGGAGGAAGAGGGAGGAAGAAGGAUGCAGGUGGUGAGGCCUUUAGCCCCAGGUUCCACCAUAAGGCUCUGGAGGGAGGUCUCAUGGUUGCGGGUGACGUAGGCAGCGGCCCCCUGCCGGUGCAGCCGUACCCCACCGAGGACGUCCUGAGGCUGGGUUUGUCCAGAGGAGUGUCCCUGUCUCUCCCGUCCUCUCCGAUGCUUCCUCCCCGCCAGCCCUACAUGCUGCCUCUCAGACCCAGCACCAAGUCUCCAGGUUCUGUCAGGAAGCCUAAGCAUGCCGAGAGCUCCCGUAUUCCCGUGGAUACGGUCAGCUGGUGCCUGAGGAGCGAGGAGAACUCCGAUCCGAUCUUGCCAGCUAAGUCUGGCUCCUCCCCUGCUGCUCAGGAACUGAUGACACGGCUGGGUUUCCUACUGGGAGACGCCAUCCCCGCUUCAUCACACACCGCCAUGGAGGAGAGAAACCAGUGUACAGUCAGUAGUCAGGGUGCAAGUCCGUGUUCCACCCUGACCGACAGCACAGCGUCUCCCAGCACCGAGAGCCCGUGUUCCAGCCUGGCGCUCAGCUCGGGUUCAGUGGAGAGACCGCCUCCGUGUUGCUCCGGACCCUGCAGCACCACCAUGAGCACCACCAUGAGCACCACCACCAUCACCACCAUCACCACCCCCAGCUCCACGCUGGAGAGCAAGGACAGCGGCAUCAUUGCCACAGUGACCAGCUCCAGUGAGAACGAGGAACGUUGUGGAUCUAGUCUGGAGUGGGGAAAAGAUGGCGGCGGAGGUGGUGGUGGCGGCGGUGGAGGUGGCGGCGGCGGCAGCGGUGGUGGGACUAUCAGAGACGGCAGCCAUCCCGCUCCUCCACCUGUAGCUCCUGUCGCUGUUGGAGACUCAUCAUUACCCAGUGAACCCCAGCCCCGGACUGCCACGGCUGCCCCGCCACCCUCAGACGGACUCGCCCCGUACCAAAGCACCUCACUGAUCAUGCCAAGGCCCAACUCAGUGGCAGCCACCAGCAGUACUAAGCUGGAGGAGUUGACGUAUCUGGACGAGCAGCGAAAUGCCCCCAUGCGUUCGUCCCUGCGUGGACCGUGGCACGGUGCACACACCAGCGGUCGCAACCAGGAGAGCAAAGCUCGAUUCACACCGUAUAAGCCAGUAGACAUCAUGCUCAAACCCUUGCUGUUUGAGGUUCCCAGCGUUAGCGGCACGGACAUCGCGUUCGUAGGCCGUGAGUGGCUGUUCCAGCGUCUGGAGGACGUCCUGAUGGGCGAAGGAGAGGUGGCACCAGGACGCGGUGCCGUCGUGGCGGGCAGCGUGGGCUUCGGAAAGACGGCGGUCAUCUCCAGACUCGUGGCUCUGAGUUGUCACGGUGGCCGGAUAAGACAGAUCGCGUCCAACAGUCCCGGAGCUUCGCCUAAGAGUGGAGGUAGAGGAAGUGAAAUCUCUAGCCAUGGCAGCCAGCUGAACCCACCGUCUCAGAGCCCCCACCGCAGCAGCAGCUGCCCUCCGACCCCCGACACACACCGGCACAGAGAGGAGGCCGUCAAGCGCCUAGCCAGCAAGGUUGUAGCAUAUCAUUACUGCCAGGCUGAUAACACGUACACGUGCCUGGUGCCGGAGUUUGUGCACAGCGUGUCUGCGCUGCUGUGUCGCGCUCCCCGGCUCGGCGCCUACAGAGAAAUGCUGAUGAGGGAGAACCAGUUACAGAGUCUGCUGAGCCUGCGCUCGUGCGUCCAGGAUCCGGUCGCAGCCUUCCGACGGGGCGUACUCGAACCCCUCACCCUCCUCCGCAAGGAGAGGAAGAUCGCAGAGGACGAUUACAUCAUCGUGGUGGACGGUCUGAACGAGGCGGAGUUCCACAAGCCCGACUACGGAGACACGAUCGCCUCCUUCAUCACCAAAAUCAUCUCCAAGUUCCCCAUCUGGCUCAAACUGGUCGUCACAGUCAGGGUCAACCUGGUGGACGUCACCAGCCUGCUACCUUUCCCCAUCAUUUCUCUGGACGACAUUCAUGACAAGUCCAUCUCUGCAGACUUGCACGCGUACGUCCAGCACCGCGUGGAGCACAGCGCCUCCAUCCUCAGCAACAUCACCGUCAACGGCAAGGCCGAGCCAGGAGCCAGCUCUAAGUUCUGCUCGCACCUGGUGGGCCGCAGUCAGGGCUCCUAUCUGUACCUGAAGCUCACCUUGGACCUGCUGGAGAAGGGCCACCUGGUGAUCAAGAGCUCCAGCUACAAAGUGCUGCCCAUGUCACUGACUGAACUCUACCUGCUCCAGUGCAACAUCAGGUUCCCGACGGCGGUGGCUUUCGAGCGUGCGCUGCCCGUCCUGAACGUCGCGCUCUCCUCGCUGCACCCACUAACUGAUGAGCAGCUGUUCCGCGCGCUUAACGCCGGCAGUCUGAAAGGCACACUCGAAUGGAGCGACUUCCAGCAACGCAUGGAGACACUCUCCUGCUUUCUGAUUGGCCGACGUGACAGGACGCGCAUGUUCUGCCACCCAUCCUUCAGGGAGUGGCUGGUCUGGAGGGCAGACGGAGAGAGCACCGACUUCCUGUGUGAUCCGAGGAGCGGACACGCCCUGAUGGCCUUCAUGCUCUCUCGACAAGAAGGGAAGCUGAACAGGCAGCAGACCAUGGAGCUGGGUCACCACAUCCUCAAAGCACACAUAUUCAAGGGACUUAGUAAGAGGACGGGCGUGUCCUCCAGCGUUCUCCAGGCCCUGUGGAUCAGUAACAGUACAGACAGCCUGUCUGCUGCUCUUUCCUCCCUCAGAAACCUCUACACACCCAACGUCAAGGUGUCUCGGCUACUGAUCCUGGGUGGAGCGAGUGUGUGUUACCGCACCGAGGUGCUCAACAGCGCCCCUGUGCUGUGUGUACAGUCUCACUUGGGUCAUCUGGAGAUGGUGGCUCUCCUGCUAGAGUUUGGGGCUCCAGUGGAUGGAGUAUCUGAGAACGCCAUGACGCCUCUGUGUUACGCCGCGGCCGCCGGACACCUGGGCGUGGUUAACCUACUGUGCAGAAAGGGGGCAAAGGUGGAUCAUGUGGAUAAGAGCGGACAGUGUGCAGUGGUUCACGCUGCUCUGAGAGGUCACACUGAAAUUCUGCAGUAUCUGCUGGAGCAGGACUGGAGCUCAGACCCCACACAGCCUGAGCAAAGCCUCAAGAGCAGAGUAGUGCAGCAAGCCUUCAUCGCUGCCUCCAGCAUGGGACAUGUACAGGUGCUGAAGAACCUGCUGGCUCUGAAUAAGAAUGAGCUCAGUGUGCAAAUCGAUGGCCAUGACACUCUCUGGGGAGAGACAGCUCUGAGUGCUGCAGCUGGCCGGGGCAGGCUGGACGAGUGUGUGUUCCUGCUGGAAAAGGGGGCCGCAAUAACGCAGCCAAACCGCAGGAGCGUGACUCCCAUUUACACUGCUGUGAAACACGGACACACAAAGGUGGUAGAGCUUUUGCUGCAGCACGGUGCCGAGGUGGACGCCACCGAUAAACAUGGCCGCUCUCUGCUGAUGGUUGCAGCCAGUGAGGGUCACAUGACCACUGUGGACUUCCUUCUCAAACAGGGAGCAUGCAUGACAGCAGUAGAUAAGGAAGGCCUAACGCCGCUGAGCUGGGCGUGUCUGAAGGGCCAGAAGAGCGUGGUGGAGCUGCUGGUGGAGAGAGGAGCGCAGAUCGAUCACACGGAUAAGAACGGACGCACUCCUCUCGACCUCGCUGCUUUUUAUGGAGAUGCUGACAUAGUGCACUACCUGGUGGAGCGCGGCGCUGUGAUUGAGCACAUGGACUACAGCGGCAUGCGGCCCCUCGACCGCGCCAUCGGCAGCCGCAACACUUCGGUCGUCGUCACUCUGCUGAAAAAAGGGGCCAAGCUGGGGUACCGCACGUCUCCCUAUGAUCGAUCAGGAAACGCUGCCUGGGCCAUGGCCACUUCUAAACCAGACAUCCUCAUCAUCCUGCUGCAGAAGCUGAUGGAGGAAGGCAACCUGCUCUAUAAGAAAGGGAAGAUGAAGGAAGCAGCUCAGAGGUAUCAGUAUGCACUGAGGAAGUUUCCAAGGGAAGGGUUUGGGGAAGACCUGAAGGCCUUUCGAGAACUCCGGGUCUCGCUCUACCUCAACCUGUCCCGCUGCCGCCGCAAAACCAACGACUUUGGCAUGGCAGAAGAAUUUGCCACUAAGGCUCUGGAACUGAAGCCAAAGUCAUACGAAGCUUUUUAUGCUCGUGCUCGAGCUAAGAGAAGCAGUAGGCAGUUUGCGGCAGCACUGUCUGAUCUCUACGAGGCGGCGCGUCUGUGUCCCAGUAACAGAGAAAUCAGACGCCUGCUGGCCCGUGUGGAAGAAGAGUGCCAUCAGCGCCCGGGUGGGAAACACGCGUCAUCUCACGCUCAUCCCUCACAGCACGAUGAUGAGGAUGACGAUGAUGAUGAUGACGAUGAGAAUGACGAUGAGGAGGAAGAGGAAGCUGUGUCAGUUCGAGCGCCUCAUAAAGGUUCAGAGAGCCUUGGGAUAAAGCUGGUGCAGGUGGAGGAGGGAGAUGAGGAGAGAACGAGUAAAGAGGAGAAGAGGAAGGAGAACUGGCAGCAGAGCCGAACUCUACCCGACUCUCUGGGCCUGGCGCUGUCAGGCACCCAGUCAUUUUCUCCUUCAGCUCACAGACGCCUCCCGUCCAGACAGGCUCAGAGCGUGAAGGGCCGAGAGAACCACGGCCACCACAGGGCCUGCCUACACACCAGGGAGCCGCUCAGAGACACCCAAGGAGGCACUGGUCACCUGGGCCACCUGGACACCAUGCCCCUGGCACCAGAGGGCGCUCCAGAGUGCAGGUCCGAGUUCAGCCGUAGCAGCAGCAUGCGAGUGUCCAGCUCCUCCAGCAGCCUGGCUUUCACCGGGAUGCACUCGGACCGCAACCGCAGCUCUGUCGCCAACGAAAACGCCGCUGCCGUCUCCGACAUGCCUGCAAGGCAACAUGAGCACAAACCGCGUCCUUUUAUGGGCAUCACGGACAAAACGGCACGCUUCCACCAACCACCACAACCAACACCACUGCACAGUCACAGCUGGCAGGGUCAUGGCACAGAGGAACUGGUGCAGGGACUGACCUGUGACCUCCAGUACCCUAAAACAGGAAGUGCUGCCUACCAGGAGACCUUCCAUAACGGCACGCACGCAGCAGAGCUGCACUCAGUGAAGCAGCACAAGCAGGCCAACCUGGCUCGGGACAACCCCAUCCUCAUCAGCUCCAUCAAACCCAAACGCUCCUUCAUCGAGUCCAACGUGUAGCGGCUGUCACCGUGGAGACCGCCAAGCAAAGAUCAAACUCCCUGUACACCAGUUAGUAACUAAUCAAUCAGGCUUCGCUUUUAGCCUCUACGUCUUACUUACCAGGCAGCAGUUUACCUCCACGGCGUAGAAAUAUGGCUUUAUUCAGGACUAACUACAAAUAGAAACUUAACAAGA
This is a messenger RNA of Pangasianodon hypophthalmus (striped catfish), 5819 nucleotides long. It is a transcript of the gene tanc1a, whose product is annotated as tetratricopeptide repeat, ankyrin repeat and coiled-coil containing 1a. Bases 336 to 5642 code for a protein of 1768 amino acids. The transcript is spliced from 28 exons. The record is from RefSeq and is a predicted model, not a curated record. Gene Ontology annotation, molecular function: protein binding. Lineage: Eukaryota; Metazoa; Chordata; Actinopteri; Siluriformes; Pangasiidae.